CAGACAAAAUGUCGUCGAAACUGCCAUAGCUUAUAGUCAAAUGACAAUAACUAGAACAAAGUGUGGGAGCGCUCAUGAGACAGUCGUGUCAUCCUCUACUUGAGCACCAACAAGCCGGCGGGGACGAAAACCUGCUGUACACACCAAUCGAUCAAAUUUCAGUGCUACCUGAACAUGUGGCCCGGGAGGCCGGCAGCAAGCUGACACGAUAUGCGCCGACGGAGGAGGACGAGGCGACACUCAGGGAACUUCUACUUAGCCUUCAGAGACAGGUGAGCGUGAUGAGCAUGAAUCUGACCGCGAAGCUGGACGAGCUACAGCGCGGCGACCGGCAGCUGGAGACGACGGUCGCGCUGUGUGAGAUCCGCACGCAGCUGCAAGAGCUCACCAAGAGCGUGGAGUCAUGCCAGAGCGAAGUCUCAGAGGUUAAGCGCGACAUGGUUGCCAUCAAGCAGGAGUUGGACACGGUGCAGCAAGUCAAGGAAGAGAUCGAAGAGCUGCGGGAAUAUGUCGAUAGACUGGAAGAGCAUUCCCAAAGGAGGAAGCUGAGACUGCUCGAACAGGGUCUCACGUUUUUCUUGUCGUACGCCAUCUUAGCGGCUGUCCUCGGCAUGUUGCAGUUUGGUUACAACACCGGUGUCAUCAACGCUCCCGGCAGAAACAUCGAAAACUUCAUGAAAGAUGUAUAUAAAGAUCGCUACGGAAAGGACAUACACGACGAUGCUGUGAACACAUUGUAUUCGAUAGCGGUUAGCAUCUUUGCUAUCGGCGGUAUGCUUGGCGGUUUCUCUGGCGGAAUGAUUGCAAACAGAUUCGGAAGGAAGGGAGGUCUACUGCUAAACAACAUCCUCGGCAUCAGCGGCGCAAGUCUCAUGGGUUUCACCAAAAUCUCUCACUGUUACGAAAUGCUAUUCUUCGGAAGAUUCAUAAUAGGCGUCAAUUGCGGGCUGAACACUUCACUGGUGCCAAUGUACAUAUCGGAGAUAGCGCCGCUGAACCUGCGCGGGGGGCUGGGCACCGUCAACCAACUGGCGGUCACCGUGGGCCUAUUGCUCUCUCAGGUGCUGGGCAUCGAGCAGAUCCUUGGUACCGACGACGGGUGGCCCCUACUACUCGGUUUGGCGAUCUGUCCUGCUAUUCUACAACUACUGCUCCUGCCGGCUUGUCCCGAGUCACCUCGUUAUUUACUGAUCACUCGUCAAUGGGAAGAAGAGGCGCGACGUGCACUACGGAGAUUACGUGCCAGCAAUCAGGUGGAAGAGGAUAUUGAGGAGAUGCGGGCGGAGGAGCGAGCGCAGCAGGCGGAAGCCUCCAUAUCGAUGCGGGAACUGCUUUGCUCCCCCACUCUCCGAGCUCCCUUACUCAUCGGCGUCGUCAUGCAACUCUCUCAACAACUCAGCGGAAUUAAUGCGGUCUUCUAUUAUUCGACUUCACUGUUCACUUCGUCUGGUUUGACGGAGGAGUCUGCAAAGUUCGCGACUAUGGGCAUCGGUGCGAUCAUGGUGGGGAUGACGCUGGUCUCCCUGCCGCUGAUGGACCGCACCGGCCGCCGCACCCUGCAUCUCUAUGGCCUCGGUGGAAUGUUCAUCUUCUCCAUAUUCAUUACCAUCUCUUUCCUCAUAAAGGUGUGUCUUAUAUCGCCGCCCGCUCCUCUCGACGAGAAACACGACUCACUGUCGGAGCAGUCGUCGGGGGCCGGGGAGGGCGGGCGGCCGCCGCCCCCGCUGCCCCCGCCGCGCUUCCCCACCCCCGGCAACGUCUGACACUGGGAGAUAGCUGUGCAUGCGCCGGCGCCGCUGGUCGCCCCCAUCAAGGCCGCCGCCAACUUCUUGUUUCAUGGACUGAAGCGCCAAGCCGCGGGCCGCUCUAUCACUACCACACAACAAAUGUUCUAAAUCGAUGUGAUUAGGUAUAAUAACGAAACUUAAUUAUAAGUCACGGCGUAAAAUUUACAUAUAUAGAUUCUUUAGUCGGUCAUAUUAUGACGUAAUUUAUGAAAUGCCUAGGUACCGUGUAAAGUGCCAUUGGUUUCUUAUACCCGUUUUAAGUAGGUCUUCAUGAAAUUUUAAUAAAAAAAUGUAAGAAUUAACUGAUCAAAUUUGAUUGAAUUGGAAGCGAGGGCAAUGAGAGCCAUGUGAGCUCCGUUCGUGGACGGGCCGUUGAAUGAUUUUAGCUUUAGAUAUAUAUAAAAGUUAACUGUUAAGUAUUUGAUGGUGAUGAGGAUGAUAAUAUAUUCUAUAUGAUAAAAAUAAAAGUAGAUUUUUAUCGAACAAAUAGGAUGCAAUGACUGUGAGGAAGCGGUGCGUUGUGCGGGAUGUGUAUACGCACGGGUCAUUUGCCAACACAUAGGUAGAUAACUCUAAUAUAUGUACGUCACUUCGAGUACGUUAGACCGAGAUCCGUGGUCGGUAGAUUGACAUCAACUAUUUCAUAGUCCGGUACUGAAAAGCACUACAAAUAGUACGAUAGGAGCAAUUUGUCAGGAGAAUGUGUCGUCACACACAACCCUAUGGAGAGGCUCGUUGCCUACCUUUACUUAGGAGUGAUAUAAUCAGAGGAGUAACGUUAAUCAAAUCCAGCUUUUCUGGAAUAACGUAAGUAUGGACUUAACUUAUACAACUUUAGGACUUGAUAACUUCUUAAGCAAUCCUUACCUAAUGUCAUACUUGCCCAUAAUUCCUAAAUCUAUACGAGCUUUCUACUGACAAAAUCCCAGCUUUGCUUCCAAAAUGAUGUAGUUCUUCCGACUAUAGGAUCCCGAACAACAGGUUCGUACUCGCAUCGUGCUUACAUUUCAAUCGUACACACGACACGACUCGACACGUCACGUCACGACACGUCACGACACGACACGAUGGCUCAUUUACUGUCACGGACAAACGUAAGGAGUAUAUUAUAUUAUAUUAUGCUGUGACUAUUAUAAUGUUGAUUUUUUUAUACAUAAUUAUAUUGUUUUAUGAAUGUUUUAUUCUCCUUUUACUGAUGAUUAUUAUUAUAUCUAUUGUGUAAUCAAUUAAAGUCAUAUCUAAAAUGACCGUAAUAAAUAUAAUUAAAAAGUAAGUUAUAAAUAAAUAAUUGUAUUAUUAUAACUAUUAUUGGACAGCUACAUUUUAAUUGCAGUUGCGGGAAUUGAACGUAUCGCAUAUAUAUGUAUAUGUAUACAUGUCGAUGUACGUAUAUAUGUAUAUAUGUGUAUGUGUACAUUAAACAAUAUUAGUAAAUUAUACACAAUUAUCACACCUGUACCGUACCACAUAUUAUGUUCCAGUUACGUUUCAUAAUAGUUUAUAACAUAUUUUUGUAGCUGUAAGACAUAAUAAACAGAUAUGUUAUCUUUUUAUUUGAUGAAAAGGUUUAGAUUACGAUAAGUUAUACAAUUUGUAAAGACUUUUAACAAUGUAAAGCUUUUAAUCUUGUACGCUCCUAGAAAACAAUCGUUUCAUUAUUUAUUAGUUAGGGUUCAGUAGAUACUACAGGGUUGUUCCGAUCUGUUCGUCCGUGCAUCCGACAAAUGCUCAAUUCAAUAUUAAGAUAUGGCUCUCUGGUCUGUUAGCGUGUCGCUUGUGUCGCUUGUGUUGUACCACAAGCACGGCCUAAUGUAAUGUAUAAAACUGGCUACUGACUCGUGCCGUUGACUGAUCACUGUGAACUUUACCUUACUGCCAUUUAUUAAUUAAAAUAACCUUUAAGAUUAUCAAAACAAAGAAUUAUUUUCUUGAUGUCUGACAGCCCUAGUAAGUAAGCCAAUAGAUUAAUUAUGACUUCUUCUCUUCAAAUUUCUCGCUCUCUCCUCACUUUAGGAACCUAUUCAGAAUAGUACACGGGACGGCGACUACCCUACUGUUAAACUGCAACAGCCGCCAGUUGGUACUUAUGUGUUGGAACUAAUUGUUAUAAUGUUAGCGAAGUUUAAUAAAUAAAUAUAGAUUACCAUAAAGCAUCUUAAUUACAUAGCAAUGUAUUUAAGGUGUCAUUUUCAUGUCAAUUACUUACGAUAAAAUAAUAUAAUAAAAUAGAAAAUUCAAUACUUACAACUCAUUAUUCUAAAUUAACUUAACAAUCUUUAUCAUAUCCAAUUUUCUGACUGUAAACCAUUAUAUGUUUUUUUUUAUAUUAUGCUAAUUAUGAAUGUACAAAUAUGACAAAAAAAAUUGGAACAAAAAUUAUACCAUAAUUAUGUUAAAAAUAAUUGGUUGUCUAUUACUUGUUAAGUCUGUAUCUCAAGAACUAUGUAUGUAUCUAUUCGUCCUAUUUGAUGUUUGUUUAAAUAUCUCGAAAUGAGUAAUUAAGUGUAUGUGCCAUAAUAAAAAGAAUAAAUCAUACAAUAUAACACAGAUAUUUAAAUUAUAAGUUUUCUCAUUUCACUUAGUAAUCAAACUCAGUAUGAAAUAUUAAUCAAUCUUAAAAGUAGACAUUAAUAUAUUUGCAUUCUGCAUUUAAAGAAUAAUAUUGUACUUUAAAUAUCCGUGUAGUUGAAGACUGUAAUAACAGAAAGCUGUGGUUUGCCUCUAUGAAAUAUUAGGAUAUAAGUUAACGAAACAUAUACAAAAUUCUAAAGUAUAUAGGAACAGUAUUUGUAGCGUGUGGUCCCACCAUCAACUAGGUAAGAUACUUAUGUAACUACAGUUAUGAUAUAAAAUACAUUGUUAUCCGUUUAGAGAAAGUUCACAGGUCGUCAUCGAACAAGUUAAAUGUGAAUUAAUAUUAGGUUGGGGAAAAAUAAAUCCAAUGUUUUCUUUUUAUCAUAUAUUAAUGAAAAUAUGAUCUAUAAAAAUCAUUUUCUUUCUUUUAAAAAAAAUAACAAAAAAAAUUGUGUUCCGAUUCCCCAACCCAAUAAAUGUUAUACAUUUAGAAUGUUAUCUAGGUAAUGAGGAAAAGUUAGUUUGACACAUUUAAUUGUAUGCUCAAGAGUAUUUAUAAUAUAAGCAAUUGUAGAAUAGAUAUUGGAUUGGUUGUUCCACUGGUGUAGAAGACACGACAUUUCGUGUUCGCUUAUUUGUAAAUAGAGUUGGAGACUCGGCGAGUGGCGACACUGGAUGCACGGAUGGACAGCUCACAGGGGAAUGCAUCCCCUUUCGCUCGCAAACGACACCCUAAAUCCUUCUAAAGCACUAUCCACGUUAACGCCACGAUUAUCUGAAAAGCAUUUGAGUUUCAAUACUCGGAGAUUACUCCGCUACUUGUACAAAAGGAACUUGUAAAGUUUUAUUGUAACUAAUACUUGUUAUAAAAACUUUAAAAUAAACCGA
Molecule: messenger RNA, 5249 nt
Organism: Papilio polytes (common Mormon)
Lineage: Eukaryota; Metazoa; Arthropoda; Insecta; Lepidoptera; Papilionidae
Product: glucose transporter type 1-like
Exons: 14
Coding region: 75-1763 (562 amino acids)
Biological process (GO): monosaccharide transmembrane transport
Cellular component (GO): membrane
Molecular function (GO): hexose transmembrane transporter activity
Source: RefSeq, a predicted model, not a curated record